CAAACAGCCAACACUUAACCCCGUCCCAGUCUGCUCGUUCAUUGCUCACUCUGCACAGAGCACGGCAGCCUGGCUGCUUUUCCAGGACCUGCACCGCUGUUGCAAAGCUUUGCCCACAUGGCACCAUGGUUUUUGUCACGCAGAGGCCUGCCCCGCCUGGCCUACCAUCAGCUGCCCGGGAGUAGCCCUGGCAUUGUCUUCCUGCUGGGCUUCAACGACACCAGGGCCAACCCCAAGUGCCAGAGCCUGGAGUGUUUCUGCAGGGAGACUGGACGGGCCUUCGUCAGCUUCGACUACCGGGGCUGUGGGGAAUCCGACGGCUGCUUUGAAGAGAUGUUCCUGGGGGACUGGAAGGAAGACGCCUUGGCUGUGAUCGAUGAGCUCACCAGCGGGCCCCAGAUUCUGGUGGGGGCCAGCAUGGGGGGCUGGCUGAUGCUGCUGGUGGCUCUGGAGCGCUCAGACAGGAUUGCCGGGCUGGUUGCCACAGGGAUUGCAGUCGAUGCCUUCAUCACCCAUGCCAGAGGGCUCUCCCCAGAGGUGAAGAGCCAAGCCCAGCAGAGCGGCCUCUACGCCUUCCCACGGGGCAGCAGCAGGGAGCACCUGCUUAUGCAGUGGGGUUUCUUCGAGGAGGCAGAGCGGCACGGUUUGCUGGCGCGCUUAUCCAUCCCCGUGACCUGCCCCGUUCGGCUGCUGCACGGCCUGCAGGAGGAGACUGUGCCCUGGCAGCAAGCGCUGCAGCUGGCAGAUCGGCUGGAGAGCCACAGCGUCCACAUCACGCUGCUCAAAGGAGGGCAGCAUGCGCUGGCGCAGGAGGGGGACCUCAGAGAGCUGCUGGGGGCCGUCAGGGGCCUCCUGCCAUUGGGGCCACAGGAAGGCUGACUCUCGGGGGUAGGGGUCAGGCCAAAGGCGGCCCCCAAGGAGGAGACGAAAUCCAGUUGGUGCUGCUGUGACAAUGACUGCAGGGAAGCCCGGGGGAGGUGGCUGUGACUCCCCCACUUGGCUCGGGCCCCUGCAGGCUCCUGCAUGCAGCACCUCCCAGCGAGGGACGGGGACACACUUUUAGGGGGCUUCGGGAAAAGACGCCUCUGUAAAUCAUCUGUAUACCAUUCAUGACAAAGUCCUCCCAGACUAAACUGAGAUUUUGAUGGCUGCGGAAUAAAGCAAAGCUGGAGCACCUUU
This is a messenger RNA of Rhineura floridana, 1179 nucleotides long. Its product is annotated as palmitoyl-protein thioesterase ABHD10, mitochondrial-like. Lineage: Eukaryota; Metazoa; Chordata; Lepidosauria; Squamata; Rhineuridae. Gene Ontology annotation, biological process: protein depalmitoylation. The coding region runs from base 118 to 879 and encodes 253 amino acids. The record is from RefSeq and is a predicted model, not a curated record. Gene Ontology annotation, molecular function: palmitoyl-(protein) hydrolase activity; hydrolase activity, hydrolyzing O-glycosyl compounds. The transcript is spliced from 5 exons. Gene Ontology annotation, cellular component: mitochondrion.